Molecule: messenger RNA, 510 nt
Organism: Triticum turgidum subsp. durum (durum wheat)
Lineage: Eukaryota; Viridiplantae; Streptophyta; Magnoliopsida; Poales; Poaceae
Source: the annotation of a GenBank genome assembly
AUGGAGCCUAACAUGGGGCAAGCCCUGGCUGCCGUCCUCAUACUGCUGGUGACCACGAGAGCACUAUGGUAUCUGCUUUGGAGGCCAUAUGCUGUGGCCAGGUGGUUCGGGCGGCAGGGCAUCCAAGGUCCGCCUUACAGGUUCCUGGUUGGGUCCCUGCCGGAGUGCCAAACGAUGCUGGUCGCCGGGAGAGCCAAGGCUCUGGACACCAGCUCCCACGACUGCAUCACCACUGUGCAACCCUUCUUCCGGAAAUGGGCCUCCCAGUAUGGGAAAACAUUCCUGUACUGGUUGGGGCCGACACCAGCCCUGUGUUGUACUGACAUGGAGCUUGUGAAGCAAAUGUUCAGCGACAGGACAGACGUGUUUCAAAAAGAAUACUUGAAUCCGAGCCUGGACUCAAUUCUAGGGAACGGGGUCAUAUUUGCAAACGGAGACGACUGGAAGCGACGCCGCAAAUUCGUCCACCCGACUUUCAACCAGGAGACGAUCAAGGUUACUACUUACUAA